AUGUAUGUUUACUGCGUGAUAUCCAACAUAAGUGGCACCGACAAACCCAAGCGACGAAACCCCUUGGAGUCUGAACUAUUAGCCCCUACUGUUUCAGGCAUAGUUAGACUAUUUCUAGGCGCGUUCCCGGAGCUUACCGAAAAUAUCGUGGGAGGACCAAGUCGUUGGGGUAUUAUGACAUGGAUUCACAGUCUAAGAUACAUGUACUACAUGUACAUACCUGAUAUGUAG
Molecule: messenger RNA, 231 nt
Organism: Morchella importuna
Lineage: Eukaryota; Fungi; Ascomycota; Pezizomycetes; Pezizales; Morchellaceae
Exons: 2
Coding region: 1-231 (76 amino acids)
Source: RefSeq, a predicted model, not a curated record